UCAUAAGCUAAAGCUACUUUGGUUCCUCGUUGCUCAUAUAGCUAGUCAUAUUCUACUAACACUACAUACACUACAACUCUCUCUCUAUAUAUAUAUAUCGAAGAUGAUGGUGAGGAGAAAUGUCGAUCCAUUGGUGGUGGGUAGGGUGAUCGGAGAUGUGGUGGACAUGUUUGUGCCCACCGUCGAUAUGGCGGUCUACUACGGCCCUAAGGCGAUCACGAGUGGCAGUGACGUCAAGCCCUCCAUGGUUGCUGACCGCCCUAGAGUCCAUAUCGGGGGUGAUUCCACCCAGUUCUAUACCUUGGUGAUGACGGAUCCAGAUGCCCCGAGUCCCAGUGAGCCAUGCAUGAGGGAGCUGGUACACUGGAUUGUGACUGACAUUCCGGGAAACACUCAUGAUAUUACAAAAGGGAAGGAGGCGGUGCCCUACAUGGGGCCAAAACCAACGGUGGGGAUUCACCGUUACAUAUUGGUGCUCUUCCAGCAGAAGAAGGUGCUCGGGGAGCUGCAGCCGCCGGUGACCUCCCGGAACAACUUCUGUACUCGCGCCUUUGCGCACCACCUGGAGCUGGACAGCCCCGUCGCCACCGUCUACUUCAACGCCCACAAAGAGCCGGCCGCCAGUCGCCGCCGCAACUGAAAUUAAACCACCAUCACUGCAUGCAUCUAUUUCUCUCUAUACAUGCGUGCGAUGCGCGUGCGGGUAAUAAUGUAUAAUAAGGUGGAAUACUUUGUGUGUGUUGUUAAGGAAAAAUGUUGUAUCUUGUGUUGUUGUUGUACAAAAAGAGUGAGAUGAUGAAUAAUAUGGGAAAUGUUUUGUUUUUACCUUA
Molecule: messenger RNA, 830 nt
Organism: Ipomoea nil (Japanese morning glory)
Lineage: Eukaryota; Viridiplantae; Streptophyta; Magnoliopsida; Solanales; Convolvulaceae
Product: protein MOTHER of FT and TFL1
Exons: 4
Coding region: 104-640 (178 amino acids)
Biological process (GO): positive regulation of seed germination; response to abscisic acid
Source: RefSeq, a predicted model, not a curated record